AUGGAUUCCGAAAACUUACUGACGGAUGCUGAUCCUCAGGAGCAAGUUAGGGCUCAACCACCACCUCCUCCGAAGAAAGGUGUUUAUAGUGAUGAACGACGAUUAGCUGGAGAAACAUGGCUUGAAUUUGCAUACAGACAUUAUUAUAACUUUAUGCACUUUUUCUUCGAAGAUUGGUUUAUGAGUGCUGCAUUGGCUUUGAUAACUGUUUUCAUAUCCAUAUUCAUGGAUGUAUUCUUAGAAUAUAUUCUUCAUUUUCGCCGGAUGUUUUAUGAAUUUGGAAAACAAUUCAAUGAUCCUGUUGCUUGUGUUUGUUGGGUAUCAUUCAUGACAGCAGCAGUAUGGUUCGCAUCUAGCUUUUGUUACUUAGUUUCUAAACAAGCUGUUGGAUCGGGUAUUCCUGAAAUGAAAGUUAUCAUUCAAGGAUUUAAAUUGAAAAACUAUCUAUCAUUGAGAACAUGCAUAGCCAAAAUUGUUGGUUUAACUGUUGCUCUGGGUGCGGGUAUGCCGACGGGAAAGGAGGGUCCAUUUGUACACAUUGGUGCUAUUGUAGCAGAGUUAUUAAGAAAAGCAACAAGAGAUUGCCAUUUCAAUGAUUUCUUCACAAACGAAGGACGUAAAUUGGAACUGCUGAGUACAGGAUGUGCUGUAGGAAUAGCGUGUACCUUCUCAUCUCCUGCUGGAGCUGUAUUGUAUGGAAUUGAGUCUACUUCAAAGUAUUUUGCCGUCAAGAACUAUUGGAGACAGUUCUUCGCAACUACAUGUGCAGCUUUAAUCUUCCGUUUUGCUAUCAACACCAUGGUCCCAACUCACAUGGUUGGAACAAUCGUAGCAUACUAUCAAACAAGUUUCCCCAAUGAGGUUUUUGUCAUUGAGGAGUUACCGUUAUUCGUAUUAAUCGGAAUUGUCUCCGGGUUAGCAGGAGCUUUAUGGAUCUGGCUUCAUCGUCGGAUUGCUUUAUUUAGAAAGAAAAACAAGCUUUAUUCAUCUAUUUUUGGAGGACGACCUAUCUUAUUUACUGUUGCUAUGGCAGCUUUAUUCAGUUUGUUGACUUUCCCUGAUUGGUCAGGAAAAUACAUAGCUGGACAGUACGUAUUCCGUGAAACAUUAGCCGACUUCAUUUCCAAUUGUACCUUUUCGGUGUCCAACAGUAGCAUCGGCUGCCCGGAAUCUAUUUUGUCUCAUUGGACAACAGGAACAGAAAACCCCUUGUACAGUGUUGCCAUUUAUGGAAUCUCAUAUUAUUUGAUACUAACUUUAUUCGUCUCUUUGUACUAUCCAGCUGGUAUUUUUGUUCCUGCGUUUGUUGUUGGAGCAAGUGGAGGACGUAUUCUCGGAGAAAUAAUUGCUAAUAUUUUCCCUGAAGGCAUAAGAGGUCUUGACGGCCCACUCAUAUAUCCCGGCCUAUAUGCUGUCGUCGGAGCUGCUUCAUUCACGGGAUCUGUAACUCGUUCAUUAUCAGUAGCGUUGAUUGUAUGUGAGACAACCGGUCAACUAUGCGGGCUAUUACCUGUCUUGAUUGCUCUAAUGGUAGGAAAUGCUAUAGCUAGCUUCUUACAGCCAUCAUUCUAUGAAAGUUUAAUCACAAUCAAUAAUUAUCCAUACUUAACGGAAUUGCCACCUAGUAGAAUCAGUGUUCAUACAAUGAAAGUAGAGAAUGUUAUGGUUCGAAAUGUUAUUUAUAUCUCUAGCGAUAUGACAUAUAGAGAUUUACAUGAAUUACUAUUGAGAACGCCUUAUCUCCGAGCAUAUCCAGUUGUAACUGAUAGAUAUUCAAUGCAUUUAUUGGGAAGUGUUGGAAGAAAAUAUUUGUCUUAUCUACUACAUUCCAAGUUUGGUGAAAAUCCAUCAUUUUCAAAAAAACGACCAUCAGUUUCCGAGACAUUCAUGACGUUAAGCAGAAGACGAGCCGAACAAAUGGAAAGAAAUAUGACUCAAGGCAGCUUGAUGGCAGAUAGAGGAAACUCCUUGCUAGCAACAUCACCUCUUCAUGAAGAUGGUGUUUCAAUGCCCUUCAGACAAGAAGUUCCUGAGACGUUAGAUGUUAGCCAUCAUGCAUCCGUAUUGGCUGGAAAAAUAAAUAUAGAUGAGUUCGCGAUUGAUUCAGCACCAUUCCAGCUGAUUCGCAACACAUCACUCUACAAGGUUCACACCUUAUUCUCGUUGCUGGCCUUGAAUCACGCAUACGUGACUGAAAGAGGUCGACUAGUUGGAGUUGUGUCUGUGAAAGAGUUGCGAGAAACUUUGAAUCACAUUUAUCUGAAGGGAGUAAUACCAUUAGAUCGUUUACAACAAAAUCAUAAUCGAGCAACAGAUGAAACUACAGCCAGAGAAUCAGAAACACGCAUUCUCAUGGAGUCACAUUCAUAA
Molecule: messenger RNA, 2370 nt
Organism: Auanema sp. JU1783
Lineage: Eukaryota; Metazoa; Nematoda; Chromadorea; Rhabditida; Rhabditidae
Source: the annotation of a GenBank genome assembly